UCGACAUCUGUAAGGACCGUGGCAGGCUUGCCUGGCAGCAAAGCCUGGAGCCGGCACUGCUCGGCGCACACACGAAUCCUGGCCUUCUUGGUCCUGAGCACACCAGAAAGAGGUGGGGGAGUUGCAAAGAACUGAAAAGUUGGAGCAGACGGCUGCCAGAGUCAGCCGUGACGUGGGCUGCCGUCUCGCUGCUCGCUCGCGCACUCGCUUGCUUGCCGGGACACACAAUUCCUCGCUCCUCGUCUCCUCUUAGAAACAUGGCCAGCUGUGUGUAGCACCUCCAACAGGUGCAGCUGCUCUGCAGCCACUGGGCCAGCCAAAGACCCACCAUGUGGAAUAUCCAGCCUUCCAUCUUGUGCCUGCUGGGCAUCUUCUUUGGUGUCUGCAGAGGAGGGGAACUGCCUGCUGCUCAAGAAGGGGAGAAGUGCCCACAGAUGCUGAAGGAAGGCCUCCGGCUGGAGCAGAGCAGUGACAAACAUGUAAAUAUAACAGGGUUCAAUCUAAUUAAAAGGUUUGCUCUCCUGAAGACCUCGGCCGUUAAGAAGAUCCGCAAUCCCAAAGGCCCAAUGAUUUUGCGGCUGGGCGCAAUCCCCUUGGUCCGGCCCACAGAACAGCUGCUCCCCCUGGGCUUGCCAGAUGAAUUCACGUUGGUGAUCACCCUACUCUUGAAGAAGCAGACCACCAAAGAGAACUGGUACCUCUUCCAGGUUACCGACCGUCAGGCUUACCCGCAGCUCUCCCUGAUGAUCAACAGCAAAGAGCGGAGCCUGGAGUUCCGGGCCAAGGGCCAGGACGAGGAGUUUGUUGGCGCAGUUUUCACGGGCAAGGGGAUCUCCUCCCUUUUUGACCUGAAGUGGCACAAGAUGACCCUCAGCGUCCAAAGGCAGGUGGUCUCGGUGCACAUCGACUGCAGCUACAUCUCAUCCAAGCCGGUGCAGCCCCGCCAGUGGCUGCUCAGUGAAGGCAACGCGUUCAUCGGACUGGACGCCACGCAGGGCACCCCUGUCUCGUUUGACAUCCAGCAGCUGCACAUUUACUGUGACCCGGCCGUGGCGAUGCACGAGGGAUGCUGCGAGAUCUCCGACAGUGGGUGUUUUCCCGAAGCCUCUAAAACCCGCCGGGAUGUGGAAGUCAUGCAAAGCAAUGACCUGAUAGAGAUCAACCCCCAGACGGAAGGCAAGGUCUACACACGCUGCUUCUGCCUGGAGGAGACUCAGAGCAAGCAGGAGCUGAGGGGCUCGGGGAAGGCUGCUGUGAAAGGUGAUCAAGGAGAGAAGUGUCCCCCUUGUCCGCUGAGGUCACCACAUGCAAAUGCCACUCUGGGCCCUGCAGGAGUAAAGGGUGAGAAGGGUGACCGCGGAAUAUCAGGAGCCCACGGAUCCAAAGGGGAGAAAGGCGAUCGUGGUGCUGACUGCGUCCGGAUUUCACCUGAAUCCCCGUUGCAGUGUGCUGAAGGCCCAAGGGGAGAGAAAGGAGAACGGGGAGAACAGGGACCUCCAGGGUCAGCUGGAACUCUUGGGGAAAAGGGGCAGAAAGGCGAUAAGGGCGACUUCGGCAUCCAGGGCAAACCAGGCACGCCGGGGCGCGAUGGCCGGCCAGGGGAGAUCUGCGUGAUGGGACCCAAAGGCCAGAAGGGUGACCCAGGCUUUGUCGGUCCUGAGGGGCUGGCGGGGGAACCAGGACCCCCAGGGCUGCCUGGCCCACCCGGGCUUGGCCUUCCAGGAAAACCGGGCGACCCUGGUGGCCCCCCAGGUCCAAAAGGAGAGAAGGGGGGGUCUGGACCUCCAGGACUCGGCGGCUCAGCGGGAAAGCCGGGGAAGCCAGGAGUCCCAGGCCUGAAAGGAGACAAGGGAGAUCCAUGUGAAGUUUGCCCCACUCUCCCCAAAGGAAUAAUGGAUGCAGUCAGCAUUCCUGGGAAGCCAGGGCCCAAGGGAGAACCUGGACCUCCGGGGAAACCUGGCAAAUCGAACAAGCCUGGCCUUCCGGGAGCCAAAGGCGACAGGGGUGACCCCGGGAUCAAUGGGAUUAAAGGGGAGAAGGGUGAGCCGUGUCAGUCCUGCAGCCCGGCAGCCCUCAUGUCUUCGAUGCCGUUUCCUGGGAAAGAAGGCCCCAAAGGGGAGCCGGGAUCUACUGGGUUUCCUGGCACGGCUGGGCCCCCAGGACUGGCUGGACUCAAAGGAGAAAAGGGAGAUCCGGGAGCUGAGGGAUCCACAGGCAAACCUGGGACUCGAGGGGAAAAAGGAGAGGCGGGUGCUUCAGGAGCCAAGGGUGAGAAGGGAGCACCAUGCCUGCAGUGCCUCGACUCUCCGGACGGCGGGAAGACCGUGGUGGCUGUCCCAGGGCCCCCAGGCGAGAAGGGCGAGCCAGGCCUUCCCGGUGCAGGCCUUCCCGGAAAGCCUGGAAAACCUGGGGAACCUGGAAUGAAAGGGCAAAAGGGUGAUGCUGGAAGCAAGGGUGAUCCGGGCACUCCGGGCAGAGAAGGGUUGCCAGGCCUUCCUGGGGAGCCUGGAGUCCGAGGUCCAGCAGGGGCCAGAGGGGAAAAGGGCGAUUCGUGUGUCUCCUGCCCCAUCCUCAACGGAGAUCUUUCCAAUAAAGCUGGGAUCCCAGGAAAACCUGGCCCAAAGGGGGACCGUGGGCUGCCUGGCGUGGGACAGCCCGGCAAACCAGGAAAACCAGGACUCCCGGGAAUUCAGGGACCCCCUGGCUUGAAGGGGCUGCAGGGGGAGCCAGGGCCCCCCGGGGUAGGCAGCCAAGGUCCGGAGGGAGAACCUGGGCAGAAGGGCUCACCUGGCAAUCCUGGACCGCCAGGACCUCAAGGCCCCUCAGGAAAAGUUGGGGAAAAGGGGGAAAAGGGCUCUCUGGGUCUUAAAGGAGCCAUAGGCCCUCCUGGACCUCCAGGUGCCAGCAUCACUGGCCCACCAGGUCAAGAAGGCCAGCAAGGCCUCCCAGGGGUUCCUGGCUCUGAUGGUGCAAUGGGUGAAAAAGGAGUCAAAGGCGAGAAGGGAGAUGCCGGCGAAUGCGCCUGCCAGCCCGGCUCGCGCGUGGACCCGAACUUCGUGGGCCUGCCGGGCGCCCCAGGACUGUGGAUCGGGACCUCCUGGCAGCCUCAGCCAGGCCCUCAGGGACCACCAGGUGCUCCAGGCCCACCCGGCCCACCAGGAGCUCCUGGAAGGCAGGGCAUCCCAGGACACAAUGGCAUGCCGGGACUGCCUGGGCCGGCGGGAGACUUGGGGCCACUGGCUGCUGAAAGUAUCAACGUGCUUAAGACCAUUUGCGGAGACUGCGCUCACCUACCGGCCUUCCAGGUCCCCAGCGGAGUCAAGGGGGAAAAGGGGGAUCAGGGCAUGCCUGGAGCUCCCGGCAUAGAAAAUUGCGCUCGGUGCUUUGCCCAGUUCCCCAGAGCAGAAGAGCCUCAGGAUGAGAGUGACAACGAGCAAGACUGUGUUGGCCAGCCUGGAAUCCCCGGCCUAUCCGGAGAAAGGGGCGAGCAGGGCCCGCCUGGCCUGCGAGGCCCCCCAGGCCCCCCUGGACCAGCUGGCCCCCCAGGUUUUCCUGGAACACCUGGUGCACCUGGAUUACCUGGUCUCCAGGGCGAGCGUGGAGCAGCUGGAAUUCCCGGAUCCAAGGGAGAGCAGGGCCCCCCAGGCCAGCCUGGCUACCCUGGCUCAGUGGGCCCCCCCGGGCUCCCCGGUGCCAAAGGGGAGCGAGGACACACCGGGCCACCUGGCGAGAAAGGAGAAUCGGGUCCUCCAGGCAUGGAUGGCCCCACAGGUCCCAUUGGGCCACAGGGUCCAAGAGGAGAACGAGGGGAGCCAGGCAGCGCUGGAGAAAAAGGUGAUCAGGGAUUUCAAGGCCCGCCUGGUUUCCCAGGACCUCCUGGUCCUCCGGGCUUCCCAGGAAAAGCAGGAUCACCUGGACCUCCAGGACCCCCAGCAGAAAAAGGAUCCGAGGGCAUGCGUGGUCCCCCUGGGAUGACCGGCUCACCGGGGCCUCCGGGGCCUCCUGGGGUACAGGGUCCACCUGGCUUGGACGGACUAGAUGGGAAGGAUGGAAAGCCAGGGUUGCGGGGUGACCCUGGACCUGCGGGACCACCAGGAAGGAUGGGACCUCCAGGGUUCAAAGGGAAAACAGGCCACCCUGGACUUCCAGGCCAAAAGGGUGACUGUGGCAAACCGGGACCACCUGGGAAUCCUGGCCGUACUGGAGCGGAUGGUGAUCCUGGUCCUCUGGGACCCCAAGGCAGGCCUGGCCCACCUGGCCAUGUUGGCCCUCCUGGGAGCCCCGGACAGCCAGGCCCAUCCGGACUCACUGGUGUUGGACUGAAGGGUGAGAGGGGUCCUCCUGGCGAAAGAGGCCUCGGUGGGAUUCCAGGCCAGCCCGGCCCACCAGGUCACCCAGGCCCACCGGGGGAACCAGGCAUGGACGGACAGACAGGCAAAGAGGGUCCAUCUGGGAAACCAGGCCUUGCAGGACCAUCUGGACAGAAGGGCGAGCGCGGCUCCAGUGGAGAGAGAGGGCAGCCUGGAGAGAAGGGCAGAGCUGGGAUGCCUGGAGGGCCAGGGAAGAGUGGCGAGAUGGGCCCCAUGGGGCCACGCGGCCCCUCUGGGGAAAGAGGUCUGCCUGGCCUUCCCGGUCCCUCGGGUAGCCCAGGGAGCCCGGGGUUGCCUGGGACGAUGGGAGACGUUAUCAAUUACGAUGAAAUCCGGAGGUUCAUCAGACAAGAGCUGAACAAAAUGCUUGACGAGCGGAUGGCCUAUUACACCUCCCGGAUGCAGUUCCCAGUGGAGCUGGCUGCCCAACCAGGAAGGCCAGGACCCCCUGGUAAAGACGGCCCCCCCGGACGGCCAGGAUCGCCUGGAUCCCCUGGAAUGCCUGGACAGAUUGGGAGGGAGGGCCGGCAAGGCGUGCCCGGAAUGCGUGGAGAGCCUGGCGCCAAAGGAGAAAAAGGAGACAAGGGGAUCGGGAUCAUGGGAGAGGCGGGGCCCCCAGGCCCACAAGGGAUCCAGGGACCGCCCGGGUACGGCAAGCUCGGCCUUCCGGGGCCUAUGGGACAGCAGGGAAUUCCAGGCAUCCCGGGCCCCCCAGGAAUGACAGGGCCUCCUGGGAAAGAAGGUCGCUGCAACCCUUCGGAUUGUUUCGGCAUGAUGCCCCUGGAGCAGCCCAUGUACCAGCCCAAAAGCAUGAAGGGGCCUUUAGGCUGAAGCACGCUCUCCUCCUUUCCAAACGGGACUCCACUGGGAAUAGCCAAAGAGCUGGUCUUCGCGACUGGUCGAGGAUGAUUGUUUUUUCAUUGUUGUUAAUAUUUGGACUAUCGUUUUCUUCAGGGGGUUCAACCUCUCAUGAUGGCAUUUUUAAAAACCUCCACCACCA
This is a messenger RNA of Varanus komodoensis (Komodo dragon), 5370 nucleotides long. It is a transcript of the gene COL16A1, whose product is annotated as collagen type XVI alpha 1 chain. NCBI's taxonomy places the organism in Eukaryota, Metazoa, Chordata, Lepidosauria, Squamata, Varanidae. The transcript is spliced from 71 exons. Bases 330 to 5201 code for a protein of 1623 amino acids. The record is from RefSeq and is a predicted model, not a curated record.